Maniola jurtina (meadow brown) is the source of this 4658-nucleotide messenger RNA. It is a transcript of the gene Klp98A, whose product is annotated as kinesin-like protein Klp98A. The transcript is spliced from 28 exons. Gene Ontology annotation, molecular function: microtubule motor activity; phosphatidylinositol binding; ATP binding. Gene Ontology annotation, biological process: microtubule-based movement. The record is from RefSeq and is a predicted model, not a curated record. NCBI's taxonomy places the organism in Eukaryota, Metazoa, Arthropoda, Insecta, Lepidoptera, Nymphalidae. Bases 99 to 4043 code for a protein of 1314 amino acids.
UUCAAUUUUCAAUUUGAUUUGCUUUGUGGUGUUGUGUUCGCAUUUUAAGUGAAAGAAAUUAAUAAAAAUCUCAGUUAGUGAUAAUAUAAUGUGUGAAAAUGGCCUCGGUAAAAGUGGCUGUAAGGGUGCGCCCAUUCAAUCAAAGAGAGCGGGAUAUGAACGCCAAAUUGAUUGUCCAAAUGGAAGGGAAGAAGACAAGACUGCUCACUGUCAAAAAUAGCAAAGAACAAAACGAUGGCAACCGGGAGAAGUUCAAGGACUUCACAUUCGAUCACUCCUACUGGUCCUACGACAGCGCGGAUGCGCAGUACGCUUCCCAAGAACAGGUGUUCGCAGACUUGGGCCUAGACGUGAUAGACAGCGCGUUCGAGGGCUACAACGCGUGCGUGUUCGCGUACGGACAGACCGGCAGCGGGAAGACGUUCACUAUGAUGGGAUCGCCGGAAUCCCAAGGCCUAAUACCCCGGAUAUGUCGCCAACUAUUCUCCCGAGUAGCUGCCGGGAAAGAGUCCGGGGCGUCCUAUCGCACCGAAGUCAGUUACCUGGAGAUAUACAACGAGAGGGUUAAGGACCUGCUGUCCACUGAUGCUGGACAUUCUCUCAGGGUCCGGGAGCAUCCAAAGCUGGGACCCUACGUGCAGGACCUGUCUAGACAUUUGGUGUCAGAUUAUGAUGAUAUCCAGGAGUGCAUGCAUCGCGGCAAUCUACAUCGGACGACGGCGUCGACGCAGAUGAACGACGUGUCGUCUCGCUCGCACGCCAUCUUCACCAUCACGUUUGUGCAGGCCAGCUAUCUACGCCACAACAACAUGCCCAGCGAGACCGUCUCCAAGGUGCACCUCGUCGACUUAGCCGGCAGUGAGAGAGCAGACGCAACUGGCGCCACAGGUCAGCGGCUGGUUGAAGGGGCACACAUUAACAAGUCUCUAGUGACGCUGGGAUCCGUCAUAUCAGCACUCGCUGAGGCUACACAGGUUGUUGACAGACUUCCACAAGGUCGAAAUCCAAAGAACACAAAGAAAGUUUUCAUCCCUUAUCGAGACUCAGUUCUAACGUGGUUGCUCAAAGAUUCGCUCGGUGGUAACUCGAAGACUAUUAUGAUCGCUGCGAUAUCUCCAGCGGACUGCAAUUACGGCGAGACGUUAUCGACGUUGCGGUACGCGAACCGCGCUAAGAACAUCAUCAACAAGCCCACCAUCAACGAAGAUCCCAACGUCAAACUUAUACGCGAGUUGCGAGAGGAGAUCGAGAAGCUGCGCGCACAAAUCUCGCACAACACGGAUCCAAUCGAAACAGAGCCAGCCGUCCUCGCAACACUCCAACGCAAAGAGGCCCAAGAAAAAGUCCUCACAGAAAAGUGGACAGAGAAAUGGAGGGAGACCCAGCAAAUCUUACAGGAACAAAAGGCUUUGGGGCUGAGGAAGAGUGGUUUGGGAGUUGUUCUGGACUCUGAUAUGCCACAUCUCGUGGGCAUUGAUGAUAACCUUUUGUCCACUGGAGUCACUUUGUAUCAUCUGAAGGAAGGCGAGACAUUGAUAGGGAGUGAAGAGUUCACUCCAACCCCGGACAUAGUCCUGACGGGUGCUGGGGUUCUGCCUUUACACUGUCGAGUGACCUUAAGAGAGGGGGUCGCUACCAUUACCCCAGCUUCCGGCGCGCAGUGCUGGCUGAAUACUGUGCUGCUUGACAAACCUGCCAAGCUAAGUCAGGGGUGUAUCCUCCUUCUGGGCCGUACGAAUAUGUUCCGCUACAAUGAUCCAGCGGAAGCCGCAAAAUUGAGACAGGAAGGAGCCUCAUCUAUGAACCUCUCUCGCCUGUCUCUGCUGUCCUGGUCCACCACAGACCUGGCUGCUAGCACUGAGAACCUCAAUACUACGCUAUCGGACCUGGAAAGUGAGAUCAGAUGCGAGCGCAUAGAAGCACAAAGAGCGGAGUUGGAGAGGGAAAGACAGCAGUUCGAGCUGCAGCAGGAAGAGCGGCAACGUCGCUGGCAUCAGGAGCGAGAGCAGCUGCUGCAAGCGCAGCGGCAGCUCGAUGAGGAGCGAUCAGCAAUGGAGAAAGAAUACGCGGCCGCUUGUAGACGUCUUUCGGGUGACUGGAGGGCCUUAGAGAGAGGGUGGACGUUGCGUCGCAGGGCGUUGCGCUGCAGACAACGGGAGCUGAGCGCGCGCGUCACCAGGCACGCGGCCGCCGUGCGUGACGUCAUCGACACUAUUGAGAAGGAGGAAACCCAGAUCGCGGACGUGCGGCGGCGGCUGGGGGGGAAACAGGACGAGCUUGAGCUCUUCGUGAGGGAGAAGAUUAAGGAACUGGUCGAGAGUGGCUGCCACGUUGAUGAGAGUCUGACGCCAAGCCCCGACAGUCCACAGUCCGAAACGUCAACGGAGAGCCUGAUGCAUCUUCUGCAGCAGUGCGAACCCAAUACUGCCAAGAGUAUCAAGGAAACUGUGGAGAGACAUAAAAAGGAGCUAGAGAGCUUGGAGCAAGAGCUGCAAGGGCGCGUGGCGAGCGUCGCGGCGCAUCGCGUGAAAAUAGAACGGUUGCAGCAGGAGCUGGCUGUGCUCGCGGCCAGGGAGCGUGGCAUUACGAGGGCGCUGGCUGAUGGAGAGGGGGAGAGUGAAAUGACUCCCACGGAGGGCGUGAAGCGCAGCAAGUCCGAGCUAGUAUUGCGUUGCCACACCGACGAUGUUCCCGAACCGCUGUCCGCGGACGAGAGGGAACACUUCCGCGCCAAGAGGCUCAGCCUCAGCCUCUCUCUAGACCCGCUCCCCUCCCCAAACUCCACUCUCAACACUCCCGACACUUUCCACACCGCGACCUCCUCCCCCAAGCUCCUCUCCUCCUCCUCAGUGCCCACCCCCUCCACCACGGAGACGUCAGCUCUGCCGACCGACCCCGCGCCCAUCCCGCAGUUCAGGUUGGGGGUGGCGCCCGAUGACAGCGAUGACAUGUCCAGCACAGAGGACUAUCACAAGCCUCGAAUAGUGGAGGGCCAGUCGUCAAGUUCUGUAGAGAGAUCGCCGGAGGAAAGACAACAGAGAACCAAAUAUAGAAGGCGAAUAGGUGAAAGCAAGAACAGAAGGCAAGUGACAGAAGCCGAGGCGCUGCGGGCGAUGCAGCGGCUGUGCUCGCGGAUAGCGUCGCAAAAGAUGCUCGUCAUAUCUUCGCUCGAGAACGACUGCUCCAAGGAGGAACUUAAUCGACAGAUUGCGGUGCUACAAGAACUCCAAAAGAAAUACGUUCGCCUAGAAAUGGCCCUCCAAUAUUCGUUCUUCGACAACCAGCCCAACAAACGCACAAUCAUGGUUACGCCCAUACAAGAGACGCCAUCUUUGACGCUCAGCGAGAGCGACAUGCAAGUGUCCAACGAGCCAGCGCCCGCAUCCGAAACGCACAACGGACAUUUUGAGGACCCCCUACUCAGCAGGUUAAAAGAAACCGAAGUAGAAGCGUCAGACAACGUUUCGACGUCCAACGACGAACUACCCUCAGAGAGAUCGUGGCCCGACCCCCUCCGCGCGCUGUGCCCGCCCCCCUCCCCGCACCGCACCGACCACGAACACGACUACGAUAACGUCCAUCAGAACCAUAGACACAGCGUGCAACAUCCGGAUUACGCCGCAGAAGGUCUCAUGCAUCCCAUAGACUUCGCGGAUGUAGUGAGCGUGCCGGGCUGGGUGACGCGCGGCGCGGGUGCGCGCACGCAUCACGAGUACGAGGUGCGAGUGCGUUUACCCAACGCGUCGUGGGCGCUGUUGCGGCGGUACCGACGCUUCCGGGACCUCUACCUCGCUGCCAGAGCUAGUUACGGGGAGAAGGUGGCAGCGAUCCCGUUCCCCGCUCGUACUCUAUGGUCAACAGAAGCGCUCGCUCGUUCUAGAAGACCUCAGUUGGAAACCUUCCUCAGAAGACUGCUGACCGUCUGUUCGUCAGACCGAAGAUGUCCACUGUACUCGUCGCCUCUCACCCGCGAGUCCCUCGUCGCCUUCUCGCCCUUCUUUAGAAAGGGCGUGUUCGAGAGCGGCAAGUGCGGCACGGGAUGAUGUCGCGCGGAGAUCGUGUCGCGUGCGCUGCGCAGGGACGCACUGCGCCUCGCGCGCCUGCUGCUCGCUGCGCUGCUGUUGCUGCUGCGAUGCGCUGCGCUGCUGCUGUUGCUGCUGCUCUGCCGGGCCACCAAACGGCGCAGGUAGGCCGACACUACGCCGCAUAACAGGGAGAGGACAUAUUACAGGACAUACAUGGGAGAGGACAUACAUGGGACUUUGUUGGGGAAUUAGCAGACAGUCCUGACAUUUCUGGACAUAUCUGCAGGAAAGUCAUAUCUGGGAUUGUACUUUAUUCUACCGUUUAAACUGUCUGUAACUGUUCUUAAAGCGGAUGCAAUUGUACAACACAUACAGGGAGACUAACUAACACUAAGGUCACAAUGAAAUUAUUGACUCUUUCGUUGAAGACUUUUUGGUACUGUCGAUGAUUUGGAUGAGAUCAACACGGAUGCCAGUAAUUUACAGGGGUAUCACAAUAGUGUCAAAACAGAGGCAGUUUAUAUGCUCUACUACCUCAGCACCAAGCGACGUAGGUAGGCCGUCUACGCCGCUUAGCAAAAAAUUGGUUGUCUGUAAAGUCGGUUUACUGACGAUAGUUGAACGUGACAACAA